AUGCCGGUCAUGAACUCAUCUCCUGAAACCAACCAUAUAACAUAUGAUGAUCCUAGAGACAUGUCUGUAACUCCGCCCAGCAUACUUGAUCUGAUCCGUGAUAAACAAGAGAGAAGAAAUAGAAUUCGACUAAAUCCGUUGUCGUCUUCCCCAUUGCAACUGCCAACUCAUCAAAUUUAUCAACAAAGAUCUAAUAAUCACCAAUUCUUGCCAUGUCAUCAUAACUUGCCUUCAUCACCAACUAGACCCAUAAACUUAAGAAAUAAACACAAUAAAAUACGACAAGUUCGUGAUCAACAUCGUCAAGAAAAGAUUCGACAAAAUCGAGACAAAACUACUGAUCUGCAGUUAGAUAAGGAUUCGAAAGCUGAACAUGAAUCUCAGGUUGAUGACUACUUGAAUAAUCGAAAUAUAGAUCAAUUAAUAGAGGAUGAGGAGGAAUACUUACUAUCUCAGAUCGCAUCAGAAGAAGCUGAAUUAAGGGCAUUGGAGGAAGAAAUGGAGAUUCUUACUAUGUUGGAAUCACUUGAGUUGUAA
Molecule: messenger RNA, 537 nt
Organism: Lodderomyces pseudojiufengensis
Lineage: Eukaryota; Fungi; Ascomycota; Pichiomycetes; Serinales; Debaryomycetaceae
Exons: 1
Coding region: 1-537 (178 amino acids)
Source: RefSeq, a predicted model, not a curated record